AUGAAGUACACACUCCAAUCUUUGGCCCUUGCCUCGGUCGCAUCUGCCCGCGUCCUUCACACCAGACAGUCAUCAUGCUGCUUUGGCAUUAACGUCUCUGGUGAUGGUGUCCAGGGCGGUUCUCUUGGACAGAACCGCUUUGGUCCUAACCAGUCUGGUGCUACCUACUGCGUUGACGGUGGCAAGAUCACCGACAAGAAUGGCAGAGGAUGCAUCGUUACCAGCCCCGAAAUGCAGUUCCAGUGCGAUGAAGGCGCUAGCCCGACUGGAGGUUUCUCCAUUGCUUCUUCCGGUCAGAUCCAGCACGAUGGUGAUUCCACUUUCUACGCUUGCCCUGUUGACGACAACGGCAACUACAACAUCUACACCGAGCCUCUCGACAACAUGCCCAAGUGUGUCAAGGUUGGCUUGAGCAGCGCUGACGGAACCUGUGCUGCCCCUUCAUCGGCUCCUGCCUCUUCCGCUCCUGCCUCUUCCGCUCCUGCCUCUUCCGCUCCUGCCUCUUCCGCUCCUGCCCCUUCAUCGGCUCCUGCCUCUUCCGCUCCUGCCUCUUCCGCUCCUGCCUCUUCCGCUCCUGCCUCUUCGGCUCCUGCCUCUUCGGCUCCUGCCUCUUCCGCUCCUCCUGCCACUACCGCAGUCUCUGUCUCAGUCUCAGUCCCUGCUCCCUCAGUGUUAACUUCGGUCUCCACUGAGCAGUGCCAGCCUUCUACCGUUGUAAAGACAGUCACCGAGACUCAGCAGGCUCCCACUGUCUAUAAGACUCAGGAGCACACCGACUUCCAAACCGAGACUAAGCAGAUUCCCACCACUAUCUACCAGACGCAGACCCAGUACAGCACCAUCAACGAGACAAAGACUGUUCCCACAACUAUCUACCAGACCCACGAGGAGACCACCACUGUGCUCAAGACUGAAGAGCAAACUCAGACCCAGACAGCAACAGCCCCACCUGUCACCGAAGAGGUCACUCAGAAGACCACCAUCGAGCAGCCCACCACCGUUGAGCAGCCUACUACCAUCCAGCAGUCCGUCACCGAAACCAAGUCGAUUCAGCAGCCACCUGUCACUGAGACCAAGUCUGUCCAGCAGCCUCCCGUCACCCAGUCUGUCACUGAGCAGGUCACCACUUCGGUCGCCAAGCCCACUACUUCCCAGGCCCCUUCCUCUUCCGCCCAGCAGCCUUCCGCUACUCCCUCCGGCUCCGGAAAGUGCCCCCGUGAUCUUCCUGGCAUGGACUCUUACCUCAAGCCCCGCCUGAUCGUUCCCGUCAACGGCAACAGCCCCGACAAGGCCUACGGCACUCAGUACAACGCCUACGUCGGUAACGGAAACAGCACCAUCUUCAGCUUCGACAUUCCCCAGAGCUACGAGGGCAAGCAGUGUGAGGUCAUCUUCACCUUCCCCACCCAGUCUCAGCUUGAGACCUCUUUCGUCUCCGAGUCCGGCAACGGCGGUAUCGACUUCAAGCAGCUCAAGAACGCUGCUGACGAGAAGACUACUUUCAACAACCAACCUGCUGUCGGCAAGGACUUUGGUGAGAAGGGUGUCUCUACUGGCAACGCUUACUCAAUCACCACUGGCGACUGUGCUGUUGGACAAACAAUCUCUUACGAGCUUACCGCCACUGGCGACUAUCAGGCCAGCUGGUUCCAGGACUGGAACCCUUGCCCCAUCGGCCUGUGGGUCGUUGCCAACUAA
This is a messenger RNA of Aureobasidium vineae, 1698 nucleotides long. NCBI's taxonomy places the organism in Eukaryota, Fungi, Ascomycota, Dothideomycetes, Dothideales, Saccotheciaceae. The record is from the annotation of a GenBank genome assembly.